This is a messenger RNA of Tupaia belangeri chinensis (Chinese tree shrew), 791 nucleotides long. It is a transcript of the gene ACYP1, whose product is annotated as acylphosphatase 1. The record is from RefSeq and is a predicted model, not a curated record. Gene Ontology annotation, molecular function: acylphosphatase activity. The transcript has 3 exons. Bases 109 to 579 code for a protein of 156 amino acids. Lineage: Eukaryota; Metazoa; Chordata; Mammalia; Scandentia; Tupaiidae.
CCCGCCAACUUUGUAGCGCAGUUCGGCCUGCCCUUGGGGAACGGGGAGGGAACGGGAGAGGCUUUUCUCGGGCACCAUCAAAGAAGAAGUUGUAUUUUCCCGAGCACGAUGCUCCCAGACCCUGGGGUGUGUCCCUCUCAGGCAAAGGGCGGUGCCCCUAGACGUGUCCCCGAGUCAUUCCGCCGCAGGAUGCCGGUGUCUGCCCGCUUAGCGGGAGUGGGCCUGCUGAUAGCCUUUCUUAGCACCCUCGGCAGCGCUGUACGGGCCCCAGGUUUGAGCAUGGCAGAAGGGGACACCUUGAUAUCAGUGGAUUAUGAGAUUUUUGGAAAGGUGCAAGGGGUGUUUUUCCGCAAGUACACCCAGGCCGAGAGUAAAAAAUUGGGAUUGGUAGGCUGGGUCCAGAACACUGACCGGGGCACAGUGCAAGGACAAUUGCAAGGUCCCAUCUCCAAAGUGCGUCAUAUGCAAGAAUGGCUUGAGACAAAAGGAAGUCCCAAGUCACACAUUGACAGAGCAAACUUCAGCAAUGAGAAAGCCAUCAUCAAGUUGGAUUACUCAGAUUUCCAAAUUAUAAAGUAAUGGCUGAAUUUAGCAUUUCUCAGAUAAACUUAGUGGUUUUGUUUUUUAUUAAUAAAACUGUUAAUAGAACUAUUGGGUAUUGAAUUUAGAAUUUGCUGUUAAGUUAUUUUAGUAUCAGAUAUUUGAAUGUUACUGUAUAUUACAUGUCUUAUAUGAUGGAAAGAUUACAAUUGUACACAAUUUUAAUCAAUAAAAAUACAUUAGAAUCUCUU